GCUUCGCCUACCGGCCGACAGAUGGCGCUGUGCAGCAGGAACGCCGUUGUUGGCGAGACUGAGGUGCCGCUGGGUGACUUCACGACCGAGUCACCCCAGUUCUCCGUCUCGAUUGAGGGCCUCUUCCAGCUUCGUCCGGUGCCUGCUGACGCGGAGUGGCUGGGAAGCGUUCAGCCCGAGUACCGGCCCAUCGUCGGUGUGCACGUCGAGAUCCGCGAGGAACCCGUGCACUCAGAACCCCGGAGUGAGCUUCCGGAACGAGCCACCGCGUCCGGACCGCCCGACGUUCCGACUUCCCUGGCGAACGACAACGAACGCACGCCGCCGAGGGCGCGGAGCCGCGACCGACCCGCGCCAAGCCCCACGCGAACGGCGCACUCGACUUCGCCACCGCAGCGGCGCAGGAACGUGGAGUUCUCACCCCCGCAGAAGUUGGACAGGCAGCAGAACCUGCCGCCGUCCGCUCCGCUCGGUGGAGCGUCUGGAUCCGGAAGCGCUCCGAGCCAGUUCCCGUUCGGCGACGACGGUGCAAGGAGGGCGGAGGUCAUCGACUUGACAAACGACAGGGAGCCCCACAGUUUCCAUCACUACGUGCUCUCGCUCGACAUCAGGAGCCUGCUACUCCGCGCAGCCAAAGGGAGCUCGACGCAGUGCUACGUCAGGUACCACUAUCCCUUCCUGGGCACCACGGUGCCGUUCCGGUCCCGUCCGCCGACCGUCGUGCGGCCUGGCACAAGCGCCACCGUCGGCGGCGGCUACGCAUCGUAUCACUUCGCCGCCAACUCGGACAUGGUCGAAGCUGCCUUCACGGAGGUUCCGCUUUCGGUCGACGUCGUUAGCAUCGAUGGACACACGGAGCGUCUGCUUGGGACGGCCGACUUCAGCCUGAGCCCUGUUCUUAGUUGUCCGACUUCUACCUUUGUGCAGGACGGGAGCCGCAAGUUGGGCAGUCGAAGAGUAAGGACCAGCAAGGCCUCUUUGCUGGACACAAGGAGGUCGCUUGUCGGAGAGCUCGAAGCCGUCAUUUGUCUCGACGACCUCGGCGUGACGGUUGUGCCUCCCGCAACUCCGCUGCAGGGCGACAGAACCAGGCUUCCCCAGGUUCCCGCAACGCCGGGUGCAGAAGGUACCGCGGCCUACGAAAGGGAAAUUUUCAAGAUCAUGACGGAACUCGAGCUGUGGAAAGAGCAGCAGGAGAUCCUCUUCAGGAGCCGGUUAAAAGAGAAAGAGGACGCCCAUCUGAAGGCAAUUUCGGAGGAGUGGAAGAAACACGACCUGGAACGUGAGGCAGCCCUCAAGAAGCGGUUUGGUCAGCAGAAGUCCGACUUCCAGUUCCUGAAGGGACGGCUUCAGAAGGAGACCAAAGACACAAUCAAGCGCUCUCUGCAGGAAUAUGAGCACCUCCUCAGCCUAGAAAAGAAAAAGGUAGCUGAUCUCGAAGCCGAGCAGCAAAGACUUAGGAACCAGGUGUCCAAAUUGGAGAAGGCACUUUUGACAGCCGAGAGCAGCCAGCGGGACCGCUUCGCCAAGGAGGUGCAGUUGCAGCGCGACUACGAAAAGCUCCUCUCCGACAAGGUGGAGAUGCUGAAGGACCUCCACGAAGCACUGCAGCAGAAGCACAAGUUCAGCGAGGAGCUCCAAAAGACGCGGAGCCGCCUGGCAGACUGUGAGGAGGCGCUAAGGCGGUCGGAGCGGCAGCACGGUGUGCAGGCUCACCACGACGAAGUUGAGGCGCUCUACCGGAGGGCCAAGGCACGCUUCGAGCUCCAGCGGCUCGAAGCGUCGACGGCCCCGUCUGCUCCGUCGUCGGCGGUGACGUCCGGCCAGGGCACUUCUCGUCCGGGCACCGCCACAGAGUGA
Molecule: messenger RNA, 1860 nt
Organism: Ixodes scapularis (black-legged tick)
Lineage: Eukaryota; Metazoa; Arthropoda; Arachnida; Ixodida; Ixodidae
Product: centrosomal protein of 120 kDa
Exons: 14
Coding region: 22-1860 (612 amino acids)
Biological process (GO): positive regulation of centriole elongation; centrosome cycle; interkinetic nuclear migration
Cellular component (GO): centriole; centrosome
Source: RefSeq, a predicted model, not a curated record